Molecule: messenger RNA, 1797 nt
Organism: Scylla paramamosain (green mud crab)
Lineage: Eukaryota; Metazoa; Arthropoda; Malacostraca; Decapoda; Portunidae
Product: phenoloxidase-activating factor 3-like
Exons: 9
Coding region: 330-1451 (373 amino acids)
Biological process (GO): proteolysis
Molecular function (GO): serine-type endopeptidase activity
Source: RefSeq, a predicted model, not a curated record
GUGAUUCUGUCAGGCAUGAAUCUGGUAGUAUGACUCAAUAUGAUGACUUUCUAAACUGGAAACAUGAGGUUGAUUCGAUCUGGAGCACGGGGAGGCAAUCUGAUGAACAGCGUGCUAGGAAACCCAGGUAACAGUACGCCAGGAAACCCAGCAAGCAACAACGUCAACACCGGCCACUCACAAGGUUUUCCCGAUGUGGCGGCGCCUUGCAACUUCCCCCUUCAUUAUAAACCCAACACACCACAGCAGCAGCACGCAGUCUCCGCCGAGCCAGUCAAUCUGUCGGUGGUACAGCUGGUGCUCUCGUGCUCGCCAAAAAGAGGAACAAGAUGAAUUGGAGAGUGUGUUGCAGCCUGGUGGUGGUGGCGGUGGUGGCGGCGACAGCGAGUGCGGGAGCGGCGAGGACAGCGAGGCAAGCCAAGCAGUGUGCAGCAAAUGUGGACUGCAUCUCGCUGAGGAAGUGCAGGCCAAUCCAGGACUUGGUGGCGAGUCGGGAACCGGGUUGGCAGACCACUGUGAGGGACGCGAUAUGUGGGCAAGACAGCGAUGGCCCCAGAGUGUGCUGCCAAGACUCCGGCUCCAACGACCACAUCUUCUCCACCUCCAAGCCUGCGGUGGACGGAGAGACCCUGCUGCCUAAGGGGACUGCGUGCGGACAAUCCAGUCAGCACAGGGUUGUGUUUGGGGAAGACGCUCCCCUCUAUGCCUUCCCGUGGAUGGUGCUGCUCGGAUACAGAGACAGAUCCAACCCAGCCUGGAAGUGUGGCGGCACCCUCAUCAGCGACCGCUACGUUCUUACCGCCGCCCACUGCGUCCACAGAAACUUCACCGUCGCCUCGGGCAACGGUGAUGUGGUGGCCGUGCGGGUGGGAGAACACACCAUAUCCACCAACCCAGACUGCGCCGCGUCCUCCGCUGUGCCGUGUGCCCCAGCGCCCCAGGACUUCGAUCCCGAGGAGGUGAUCGUUCACACUCAGUUCAACAAGCGAGCUCCUGUGAGUGACGACAUCGCCCUCAUCCGCCUCAGCAGGAAAGUCACGAUCACCACUUCCGCUCACCCGGUGUGCCUUCCACCUGCGGGUCUGGACGUGCAGAGCUUCCUGGGUGCGCGCGACGGCGUGGUGGCAGGCUGGGGCGCCACGGAGAACACCUCCAGCUCUGACAUCCUGCAGGCUGCGAAGAUUCCAUUCGCAAACAAGACCGUGUGUGAGCCUUUCUACCGCGGCCAGCUGGUUGACGAGCAGGUGUGCUUCGGCGGGAGAGGCAACGUGGACUCCUGCUUUGGGGAUUCUGGUGGCCCAGUCUUCCAGGCCAGCAACGACAUCCCUCGCUUCACCAUGUUGGGCAUCGUGUCCCGCGGCCUGCGUGAGUGUGGCACUCCAGGGGCUCCCGCUGUCUACACCAACGUCGCCUUCUACACGCAGUGGGUAACAAGCAACAUCAAGCCCUAGGAUCUCUCCUCUCUCUUCAGGGACAUCUGAGUCUUUCCUUCACACAGCCCGUAAAGAUGACCGCCUCCUCGUAGCGCUCUUUACUUCCCCACGGCGCUGUGUUCAUUUCCCGCGGCGCCAAGUUCUCCCUGAGACGCCUUGCCCUUCACCGAGAUAGUGCAGUGCUCGUGUCCCUCUCCAGUAGUUACGUUCCUAACUCAGUAUUACGACAACGCCUUCGUGACUCUUUUUGCCACAAUAAGAAAGCCAGAUGUGGGUCCUUCAUCUACCGGGAAAAGUAUUUAUGUGUAGUGACAAUGACAUGUGAUAAGCCAGUGUGGCGCUAAUAAUAAACUAUUUAAGUUCA